AUGACUGAACAUAGUUGGUUUCAUGAGUAUUGUGUAAAAACAACUUCACAUUGUAUGCAAUAUUUUGUGAUGAAGGACAGAUCACCCGUAGAAAAAUUGUUUUGGAUUCUGACGUUUCUUUGUAUGAUAUCCAUUACGUUUGGAGCUCUGAGAGCUUUGAUUUACGUUUGGAUUGAUAGUCCAACUAUAAUAUCUAUUGAAAAUACAGAAUCAGCUAUUCAGGAUAUACCUUUUCCAUCAAUUAAUAUUUGUCCAUCAAACCAACUGCGAAAAUGGAUUUGGGAAAAACACAUGAACACAAACAGCUCCUAUUGGGAACAUCUUCAAGAAUACCGAUCUAUUAUGUGUUCAUUGGAUGUUUAUAAUUAUGACGUUUCACAAAAGUUUUCAAAAAAUUAUUUUGAUAAGAAUUCAAUCGCGAAAUUGAUUAACAACUGUGCGAUUAGCUGUCCAGAAGUAUUUCAAUCAGAUGCUAAAUGGGAAAAUCUAACCGUUCCAAAUUUUUGUCAGUUUAUUCAACCAAAAAUGAGCAUACUUGGAUUAUGUUUUUCGAUUAAUAUGAUACCUUCAUUUGAAAUAUUUAAAAAUGAAUAUAAUCAAAGGUAUUUAAAUUUCUUUUCAAAAAACAAUACGUUUAUUGGUACCGAGAGAUCAAAUUGGAAUUUAGAUGAUGGAUACCCACGCAAUUCAGAAAAUGAUCAUCUUGUCAACAUAAAUCCUGCUAGAACAAGUGGUGUUAGUUAUUAUCAUCGUCUUAGAUUGAUGGCUAACACGUUGGAUCACGAAUUUUUGAGUUGUUCAUCUCAAAGUUCUUUUUUUAUUACAUUAUCUAAUCCAGUUGAAUACUUGUUGCCCGAUCCUCGAUUAUUUAUCACAUCGGACACAUAUACUAAAAUACAAAUCACUCCGUUCGUGAAAAAAAUGAAUUCGGCUUUAAAGUGGCGUUCUCCGGAAGUCAGAAAAUGCUAUUUGCAAAAUGAGAGAAAAUUAUCCAUUUUUCAACAGUAUACACAGAUGAACUGUAACCAUGAAUGUGUUUUCAAUGAAACUUUUACCAUAUGCGGCUGUGUUUCUGUUGAUAUGGCUUUCUUAGCGCCGACCGGUGUAAACAUUUGUGGUUUGGCGAAAAAAGAAUGUAUGAUAAAAGUUAAACAAGCAUCCUAUCAGCCGGAAAUGCAAAUAAUAUGCAAAUGUUUGCCAACAUGCUCUAUGGUCGAAUAUGAAAUAACAUAUGCGUCUCACUACGAUGAUUGGACUUAUAUGAAAACAACAAAUAUAGUAAAGAAUAAUUCUAGAGGUGCUACGAUUGAAUUUGUUUUCAAAAAACCUUAUUUCACAGCGUAUAUAGCCACAUCGUUUGUAGACUUGGACUCUAUAAUAAGUAAUAUUGGUGGAUUAAUAAGUUUAUGUUUGGGAUUAAAUUUAAUUAAUUUAUUCGAAAUAUUAUAUAUCAUAGUUAAAAUGGUUGGUAACUAUAUUGUACACAUGUUUGAUAAGUAG
Rhopalosiphum maidis (corn leaf aphid) is the source of this 1500-nucleotide messenger RNA. RefSeq names its product sodium channel protein Nach-like. Gene Ontology annotation, cellular component: membrane. The coding region runs from base 1 to 1500 and encodes 499 amino acids. The transcript is spliced from 10 exons. NCBI's taxonomy places the organism in Eukaryota, Metazoa, Arthropoda, Insecta, Hemiptera, Aphididae. The record is from RefSeq and is a predicted model, not a curated record. Gene Ontology annotation, molecular function: ligand-gated sodium channel activity. Gene Ontology annotation, biological process: sodium ion transmembrane transport.